Messenger RNA from Necator americanus (New World hookworm), 204 nucleotides. RefSeq lists its product as uncharacterized. The record is from RefSeq and is a predicted model, not a curated record. The transcript has a single exon. Lineage: Eukaryota; Metazoa; Nematoda; Chromadorea; Rhabditida; Ancylostomatidae. The coding region runs from base 1 to 204 and encodes 67 amino acids.
AUGAUGUGCGAUGGUAGAGUGUUUGCCGAGAAUUUACCUCGAACUAAAAAUAAAAAUGUAAAUUCUGUCAACGAAUUAAUUAAAACAACGGUUAGUAGCCGACUUUUCUUGGUUAACAACAACAGAAAAAUAUUCAACAUAUUUUAUGGAGAGGGUAGAGAUAACAUAAAGAACACAUGCAAAAGAAAGAAUCAAGAAUUGUGA